Messenger RNA from Durusdinium trenchii, 333 nucleotides. The record is from the annotation of a GenBank genome assembly. Lineage: Eukaryota; Dinophyceae; Suessiales; Symbiodiniaceae.
AUGGGCUGCGCGGCGAGCUCAUCGACACCUUUGGAGCAGAUGGACUCAGAGGCCUCCUUUGAUGUCUACACCUGGCGGCACUUACCGAGGGAUCAGAUGGGCCCGCCAAACCGGAAGUUGCAUGAGAAGCACCGCGUGAAGCUGCAUCUGUUUCUACUGGAAGUCAGUGAUCAGCCACAGAAGUUCUCAGAGAUCGUGGAGCAAAGGUGUUUUGGAUCCUCGCUGGGGGCGUGCACUAUCCGCCUGUGGUGGAGUCGAGCGAGUACUCGCCGUGUCAUGCCGCGAUCAUCCAUCAUGCCUAUAGGUGGACGUGCAAGGUGUCCACCAGUAUAG